GUUCAUUUUCCUUUUUGGAAAGGUCGUUUCAACUUCGUUCACACCUUUAGUUAGAGACGUCGACUUUUACCACUUCCACCCAGAGAAAUUAUAGGAAGUAAGGAAUUGAAGAUGAGUGCGUCUUCUCGUUUUAUUCCUGAACAUAGGAAACAAAAUUACAAAGGAAAAGGAGCUUUUCAAGCGGAUGAGUUGCGCCGUCGACGUGAAACUCAGCAAAUCGAAAUCCGUAAACAAAAGCGUGAAGAAAAUUUGAACAAGCGCCGUAAUUUAGCAGAUGUGUCUGAAGAACCAUCGGAGGAAGUUACGCCGGUAAUAAAUGAAAAGGAAAAUGAUUCUGAACUGGAUUUACAACUCCCUGACAUGGUGAGAGCUUUGUAUACAGAUGACAUUGAAAUCCAAAUUCAAGCUACUACAAAGUUUCGUAAGGUCUUAUCGAAAGAGCAUGAUCCACCAAUUCAAAAGGUCAUCAACACCGGCGUGGUGCCUCGAUUUGUAGAGUUUUUGGGACACGAAAACAACUUACUCAAGUUUGAAGCUUCUUGGGCUUUAACUAACAUUGCAAGUGGAUCUUCAGACCAAACCCAUACUGUUGUUAAUUCUGGAGCAGUUCCUAUCUUUGUCAGUUUACUCACGUCUCCUGAGAAGGAUGUUCGCGAGCAGGCUGUUUGGGCUCUUGGCAACAUCGCUGGUGAUUCACCCAUGUGCCGUGAUCACGUUCUUCAAUGUGGUGUUUUAGAACCUUUGUUAACCGUAAUUGGAUCUUGCAAGCGCCUGAGUAUGCUUCGUAACUGUACGUGGACCUUAUCCAAUAUGUGUCGUGGUAAAAACCCUCAACCAGACUGGAACACAAUUUCUUGUGUAAUUCCAGUUUUGUCAAAGUUAAUCUACUCACUUGACGACGACGUUAUAGUAGAUGCUCUUUGGGCUAUUUCUUAUUUAUCGGACGGACCUAAUGAAAAAAUUCAGUCAAUCAUUGAUGCAGGAAUCCCCAGAAGGUUAGUCGAACUUUUAAUGCAUCCCAAUCCUCAAAUUCAGACACCAGCCCUUCGUUCUGUUGGUAAUAUUGUUACUGGUGAUGAUCUUCAAACGCAAGUCAUCAUUAACUGUGGUGCUUUAAGUGCUUUAUUAUCAUUGCUCAGCCAUCCCCGUGACGGAAUCCGAAAGGAGGCCUGUUGGACGAUUAGUAACAUUACAGCAGGCAAUGCUUCACAAAUUCAAUAUGUUAUUGAGGCCAAUAUUAUUCCUCCUUUGAUCAAUCUUCUUGCUACGGCUGACUUCAAGAUUCAAAAGGAAGCUUGCUGGGCUGUCUCGAAUGCUACGUCUGGUGGUAUCAACCAGCCAACGCAAAUCCGAUACAUUGUUUCUCAGGGAGCUAUUAAACCCUUGUGUAACUUACUAGCUUGUCAGGAUAACAAGAUAAUUCAAGUCGCUUUAGAUGGAAUUGAAAACAUUCUUCGCGUUGGUGAUCUUGACCGAGCGGAGAAUCCUGACAACAUCAAUUUGCAUGCUGUUUACAUAGAGGAUGCUGGUGGUAUGGAUCUUAUUUACGAAUUGCAAAAUUCGGCAAAUGCGGAGAUCUAUCAAAAGGCAUAUAACAUAAUUGAAAGAUACUUUGGAGAAGAAGAUGUUGUUGAGGAUCUAGAGCCGGAUGUUGCAGGAGGUGCAUUCACUUUUGGAUCUAGUGAGGUGCCAACAGGCAGCUUUAAUUUCGAGAGUAAAGGCGAGGAUAUGAAUAUGUAGUGGUCCGGGUUCUGUGAGGUGUUGAGAAAUUCUAUUUUUUCUUUUAUUCAGUCUGUUUUGUUUCCUUUCUUUUUCCUCAUCUAUUAAUUCUAUGUUUGUUUUGUGCGAUAUCUAUCUUUUGUUUGUAUAACUGAAGUAAUAAAUCGUCACCCAUCAUCUUUAGCACCCUAACUUGCUUGUUUCGACGAUAAAGCUAUAAGAUUUCUGUUUCAAAUUUACACGAAGAAUACAAAAUCUCAUAAUAAAAAAAAGAAAAAAAUUUGAUAUUUCCUUGAAUGACGAUAAUGAUUUUUAUAAAUUAGAUACAAGUUAGCAAACUAAAUUUUGAUGGGUAGUGAACGUUCUUUUUUUAAAUAUAUUGUUGUUUAACAGCUUUUUAACAAA
Schizosaccharomyces octosporus yFS286 is the source of this 2124-nucleotide messenger RNA. RefSeq names its product karyopherin Cut15. Gene Ontology annotation, biological process: NLS-bearing protein import into nucleus. Bases 112 to 1740 code for a protein of 542 amino acids. The transcript has a single exon. The record is from RefSeq and is a predicted model, not a curated record. Lineage: Eukaryota; Fungi; Ascomycota; Schizosaccharomycetes; Schizosaccharomycetales; Schizosaccharomycetaceae. Gene Ontology annotation, molecular function: protein binding; nuclear import signal receptor activity. Gene Ontology annotation, cellular component: nucleoplasm; nucleus; cytoplasm.